AUGGCUCCAGUAGCUGUCUCUGAGCCCUCUAUGGCUGAUCGAAAAACCAUAUUGGUCGUCGGCCUUGGGAUGGUCGGCAUCGCCUUUAUCGAGAAGAUACUGGCCCUAGAUGAUGAAAACCGUUAUCGCAUUGUGACUUGUGGAGAAGAGACGCAUCUCGCCUACAAUCGCGUCGCACUCACUGAGUAUUUCCAACACCGCUCCGUUGAGGAACUCUACCUCAACUCGCCGGCCUGGUAUGCGGAGCAAGAUCCUGAACGAUUCACUUUCCACGUCGGAGAGCAAGUCACCAAACUAGACCAUCAAGCACAAUGCGCGACUACAAGCAAGCAUCGCAUUAUUCCUUACGAUGUAUGUGUUCUUGCAACUGGUUCCGAAGCCAGCGUGCCCCCAUACAUAACACCGGAAACCAGCCCUAAGACACGAGGUAUAUUUGUGUAUAGAUCUAUCGCCGAUCUCGAUGCCAUGCUCGCCUACUCUGAUAGGCCUAAUGUAAAGAAAGCAGUAGUUGUGGGGGGUGGCCUGCUAGGUCUUGAAGCGGCCAAGGCUCUUUAUGACUUACCGGCCAUUCCGGAUGUAGCUAUUAUUAACCGCCAGGCUUAUCCGUUAUCUCGCCAAUUAGACAGCGAGGCCGGGGAAAUGGUACUGCGUAAGAUAGAAGGGAUGGGUGUCAAGGUGAUAACUAAAGUCAACGUCGCAAACAUCACUACCAAAAAGAUUCCAGAAACAGAAAUCGAGAGCGACGGGAAGUCCGAGGUGAUGACCGGAUUCGAUCUCGUCGAUGGAACACACGUGGAAUGUGAUUUAGCCGUCUUUGCGAUCGGGAUCAAGUCCCGGGAUGACCUUGCACGAUCAGCGAAUAUCGAAUGCCACUCACGUGGUGGGGUUAUUGUGAAUGAUGAUCUCAGUACUUCUGCACCGAAUGUCUAUGCCAUCGGCGAGUGUACUAGUUGGAAGGGGAACACUUACGGGUUGAUUGCGCCCGGAGUCGAGAUGGCCGAUAUUCUGAGCUUCAAUUUGACCCAAACACACAAUGGAACACAUAAACCACGCAAGAUGAAUGAUCCAGACUUAUCGACCAAACUCAAGUUGAUGGGUGUCGACGUCGCGUCGUUUGGUGACUUUUUUGCAGACAAGCGGAUGCAAGAACGUAUGAAGGCCGAAGAAUCGGAGAGCAAAGCAAAAGAGAUUUCACAAGAAGAGUCGAACGGAAAGCCUUCAGUGUGGGAAUUAAACACCUCCAAUGCACCUUCUCUCAAGGUUGAAAAUGGAAAUCGGGUUUCCUUGACCUCGAAUGGUGCCAAGUCGUCGAAUGGAAAGAGGAUACAUAGGCACCGGAAUAUGAGGGAUGAGCCUAUCAAGUGUUUGACCUACAAGGAUCCAUUUUCGAGCGUGUACAAAAAGUAUAUCUUCAGUGCCGACGGGAAAUACUUGCUAGGAGGUAUGAUGAUUGGUGAUACCAGCGACUAUGUCAAACUUGUCGCGAUCGUCAAGAAAAAGAAAGCAUUAGACGUCCCACCUUCGCAGUUUAUCAUUGGUGCCAGCAAGGGUGGUGACGAGGACGGCGCAGAUCUAGACGACGACACACAGAUUUGUAGUUGCCACAAUGUCACCAAAGGGCAAGUUGUGGAUGCAGUCAAGAAUGGUGUCGACAAUAUCGGGGACAUAAAGCUCAAAACUAAAGCUGGCACAGGGUGCGGUGGUUGCAUCCCCCUGGUGACAAACAUAUUUAAAGUCGAGAUGAAGAAAGCAGGAAAAGAGACUAACAACAAUCUCUGUGUUCACUUUCCGAUGUCUCGAACUGAUCUCUUUAACAUUGUCAAAAUCAAGCAACUGAGGACAUUCAAUGAGAUCGCUGUAGUCGUCUCGCCGAUUCCAAAGUGUGUGGGAUGUGAGACCUGCAAACCUGCGAUCGGGAGCAUCUUGAGUUCACUUUACAAUGAACAUGUGAUGGAUCCCCCUCACCAUCAAUUGCAAGAUACGAACGACAGAUAUCUGGCGAAUAUCCAGCGAAAUGGCACGUUCUCCGUUAUCCCUAGAGUAGCUGGAGGAGAGAUUACGCCGGACGGACUCAUUGUAAUUGGUCAAAUUGCAAAGAAAUACAACCUUUAUACGAAGAUUACCGGAGGGCAAAGAAUAGACAUGUUUGGUGCACAGAAGCAGGAUCUGCCCGAUAUCUGGGAGGAGCUGGUAAAUGCCGGAUUUGAGAGCGGGCACGCAUACGGGAAAUCGUUGCGGACAGUCAAAUCAUGCGUUGGAACUGCCUGGUGUCGCUAUGGUGUAGGUGAUAGUGUUGGCCUGGCAAUUCAGCUCGAGGAGCGAUACAAGGGCGUCAGAUCGCCUCACAAGAUCAAAGGUGGCGUUAGUGGCUGUAUUCGCGAAUGUGCGGAAGCACAGUCUAAGGAUUUUGGUUUGAUUGCGACGGACAAGGGUUGGAAUGUUUAUCUCGCAGGCAACGGCGGGUCGAACCCCCGCCAUGCAACCCUUUUUGCGACCGAUGUUCCUCCCUCCAAGGUCGUACGCAUCAUUGACAGAUUCUUGAUGUUUUACAUUCGCACAGCGGACAAAUUGAUGCGCACUGCCCGAUGGAUAGAGCAAUUCGAAGGAGGGAUUGAGAAACUGAAAAAAAUCAUCCUCGAAGAUGAACUAGGCGUAUGCGCCGACCUUGACCGUGAAAUGGAUGCACUCGUAGGGACGUACCAGUGUGAAUGGACUACCGUUGUCAAGAACCCAGAGCGUCGAAAGCAAUUCCGCCAAUUUGUCAACUCGGAUGAGCGGCAAUCUCAAAUCGAGCCCAUCAUUGAACGUGGUCAAACUCGACCAGCAGACUGGCCCAAGGAGUUCCCUCCUGUAAAAUUCAACGAAUCAGAUAUCCCCUCGCCCAAAUCGCAGUGGAGUUGGCAGCCUCUGGCCAAGACGUCGGACAUGCGUCCCACUCCUGCGGGUACAACAUCCGCAGUGGCCAAGUAUGGAGACACGCAGAUUGCGAUUUUUCAUGUACCUGGUCGGGGCUAUUUCGCUACUCAGCAGAUGUGUCCUCAUAAACGAGCGUUCGUUCUGGAUCAUGGCAUAGUUGGAGACGAUGCGAACGGGAAUCUCUACGUCUCAUGUCCUCUGCACAAGCGAAAUUAUGGGUUGAAAGGGGGCAACUGCAGCAGCGACCCUGAAAUGAAGAUCCUCACCUUUGACGCCAGGGAGGAAGAUGGGGUUAUCUCGGUUCUGCUCCCCGAUUCUGACGCCCUCGACUCGGUCAUUGGUACCAGCAAGUGGAUGGUUCGUCAAGCUACCGCACAAGUUUACGGCAAAGGAUCUGCGGGUAUGAUUGAAAUCAUUGGUCCGGAUGGCCGAGUAGCACCCGAAAUCGCCAAGGCAGCUUGUGCAGGAGGGUCAAGUUGCGGAGACAGUAAACUCGAGUGGUGA
Messenger RNA from Rhizoctonia solani, 3420 nucleotides. Its product is annotated as nitrite reductase (NAD(P)H) large subunit. The transcript is spliced from 34 exons. The record is from RefSeq and is a predicted model, not a curated record. Gene Ontology annotation, molecular function: nitrite reductase [NAD(P)H] activity; 2 iron, 2 sulfur cluster binding; heme binding. NCBI's taxonomy places the organism in Eukaryota, Fungi, Basidiomycota, Agaricomycetes, Cantharellales, Ceratobasidiaceae. Bases 1 to 3420 code for a protein of 1139 amino acids.